AUGAAUAUUAGAUAAUUAGAUAAUAUCGUUUCAUGGCUUCUUUCUAAAUUUAAGUCUUCACCUUAUAGAUGGAAUGAAUAAUAAAUACAUUCCUUUUGUGAAUCUGUUGGAUUAUAAUGGGCUGUAUCAAUUAUUACUGUAAAUGACUUCAUUAAUAUAUAGAUCUAAACUGCACCAAAAUAGAGAUCUUACAAUAAUUAAGAGACUCAUACUUAUCUAAAUAAACUAUAAAUACCUUUGUUAGAUGCCUGUACAAGAUAGUAUGAAGAAAUAUUGGAAUUAUGUAAUGCUUAGAGCAUUUAUAAAUUGAUUAGUCAUUCAAUAGAUAUUAAUCUAUAUUAUUAGAUUUAGAAAUUAAAAAUAUGGUCACUUAUAGUUUUAAAAUAUCAACAUUAUAGAGAAAUAUUUAAGAAACACUAUGGAUCUAAAUUCUUUUCUUCAUCUAAAUGUAAGAGUUGUACAGCUGAAAUCAGUUGUGCAUGUCAAAUAUUAAGCAAUUUAUUAAUUGAAAUAGAGAUAUAUAUUAAAAGUAUAUAUGAACUCUCUAAUAUUCAAAAUCAAAACAGAAGAAGCUCUAUGUAUAUAAGUUCAGAUAUAAUAAAUUUAUUAUUAAAAUCUAUUUCACAUCUACCAUCUUAUGAUUAGUAACCUUUAUUCUGGGAUAUGGAUGAUAUUAAAGUUUUAUUGCAUGUAAUUAAAUUCCAAGAUUAUUAUUAAUUGUUAUUUUAAAAUUAAAUAGAUGGAUUUGUUUUACUUAUAUUAGUCAAUCCACCUUUUAAAGGAGAUAAUUUAUUUUUAAAAUGUUUGUUAAUGAGUUAAUAAAAUUAUUCACAAAAAUCAUAAAAUUUACUAUUUUAAAAUCGUCAAAGUAUGGUUAGAAAUACUAUGUAGACAGCAAGCAAAUAUCAUUAAAUAAAUUAGUUUCUUCAUUUAUUACAUUAUUUAUUAUAAAUAUUAAGUUUAGCUGCUUAUAAAAAUUAGGAAUCAUAUACAGAAUAUAAACAUUUAGGAUAGAGAAAAGUAAGUUAAAUCAGAUGGAUAUCUUUAUAUUAUUUUAAUAAAGAUACACAUGUAGGUUAAGCAAAUAGAAGAUCAACACUUACUGAAUAAUUUAAAAGAUCAUCAAAAUCAUAUGGAAGUGUUGAAUCAUAAAUGAAAAAUAGAAAUAAAACAGAAACUUUAGAUUAAUUGGAAAUUAAAAUUAUGGUGACAGAUCAAAGUUUAGAAUAAAUAAAAAAAUAAUUUAGUCAACCUAAUGUUACUCAUUCAGCCUAAAUUUCACCUAAUGUUUAAAGAGAUACCAAUUGGAUAAAAUUUAAAAAUUAAACUGUUAAUUAAUUCAAUAUUGAAGAUAGUGUUAAUAAAAAUAGUUCAUUUUUGAUGUAUUUUAUUAUUAUAAUAUAUGUAAGACCAGAUAAUGAUAGCAAUACAUAAGAAUAGGAAAGGGAUAGAUAAAACACAGAAACUCAUGUUUAAAUUGAUGAAGAAAUAUUAUCAGGGAGUAAUGUAAAUCAAUCAUAAGAAGAAUAGUCACAAUAAUUAUCUAAUUAAGAAGAAGAUUAAUAAGAUCUUAAUGAUUAAAUGUAAUAAUAAUAAUAAUAAUAAUAAUAAUAAGAUAUGGGUGAAUCUGUUAUUUUAGGUUAAGCUACAAUAAUGUCAUAAUCUACAAUAUUGUAGUAAUCUGUUAUUAUUUAAUAACCAACUAUUAUGUAAUAAUCUGUUAUGAUGUAAUAAUCAUAAAUAAUGUAAUAAUCAUAAAUAAUGUAAUAAUCAUAAAUAUUAUAAUAAUCAUAAAUAAUGUAAUAAUCAACAAUUAUGUAAUAAUCAACAAUGUUAGAAAAAUCAAUAUAAAUACAAUAAAUUAUAGAAUAAUAAGUUAAUUAACGAGUAGAGUACUUAUUAAAAUAUAAUUUUUUAGAUUUAAUAAUAGAGAUAAAUCAAAGAAUAAAUAUUAAAAAGGAUUGAAUAAAUAACUCUUCAACCAUUAUUUGAUUUAUUUUAACUUUAAUAAUAAACUCAUUUAAAAUUGAAAUGUGAUGAAUAAUAAAAAGUAAAUAUGAUUGUUAAGAAUUAGUUAAAAGUUAUUAAUAUUUAAGGGGCGAGUUUUGGUAGGAAUGAAGAUUGCACAUUUGCUUUUACAGAUCAUUCUAAAAUAAGUAGCAAACAUUGCUAAAUAUAUUAUAAAGAUAGUAAUAUUUAUAAAUAAGUUGACAGAAGCAUUUUACCUAGUUGAUGUAGGAUCAAAAGGUGGUACUUUUAUAAAAAUAAACCAUAAUUUUGUAAUUGAAAAAGAUAUGUCUGUCUAUAUAGGAAAUCGAUUUGGAUUUAAAAUAAUUGAUAUUAAUACUGAAACAGGAUUUUUGGAAGUGAGAUAUGAGCAUGAAGGAACAGCAAAACACAAAUAAAUAUAAUUAAAAAGAGGUGAUAAAUUCUUAAUAGGAAGAGAAAGAUCUAAAAAUAAUUUUACAUUUAUGCAUUCUUAGUAAAUUAAAUAAUAAAGAAUUUUAGAUGUAAUAGAUUAAUGAGUGCAAAACAUAUGGAAAUAUAUUAUGAUUAUAAUUUUAAAGCUGGAUCAGUUAAAUUAAUGAUAAAUGAUUUGGAAAGUAAAAAUGGAACAUGGUUACGAUUAAGUGAGAAAUAAAUUGUUAGUGCACCUUUUCAUUUAUAGAAAGGAGUAAAAUUUAAUUUAUCAUUUGAAUUAAUGUUUGAUGUAUUUGAAUUGGUAUGUGAUGUAUGA
Molecule: messenger RNA, 2737 nt
Organism: Paramecium primaurelia
Lineage: Eukaryota; Ciliophora; Oligohymenophorea; Peniculida; Parameciidae
Source: the annotation of a GenBank genome assembly